UCUCUCACAGACACAACAAACAAAGCAAAAAAUAAAAAUCGCACGUUUCUCUCUUCUUCUUCUUCUCUCUCGCGACAAAUCUGAAUUAGGGUUUUUGAGAAAUCUUCAUUUUGUGAUUUCGACUUUCUUUAUCAUUGAUUUUGUUGCGAUUCGGAAUCAUCUGCAACCACCAUGAUUUCUGAUUCGAUCACCAACGCUUCUGCUACUUCAGCUCCAAGCGCGAGGGAUUUCGGAAAAAAGAAAAGGACGAAUAGGUCGGCCAAAUUGAAACAGAGCAAGCUAGGUCUUCGUCGUGAGCAAUGGCUUUCUCAAGUUGCGAUGAUUAAUAAAGGGGAUAAGGAGGAAGUGGAUUCGAAUCGAAGAAUUGGGAGGGAAAAGCUUGAUCAGAGAGAUCGUCCUGUGGAGAAUUUAGAUGGGCAAGAAGAGAAUAACAAUGGAACACAUCGUCAUGAGAGCUUUAUUGAGUCACUUUCUAAUAGCCCUAACAGCAUUCUUAGUGGCAUGAAUUCAAUUCCUAAUUUUAGCAGCAGCAGUAGCAGUGGAAGUGGUGGCUCUUGCUCUGGUAAUAUAACAGAGGAGGAAGAUGCUGAUGAUGAUGGGUGUUUGGAUGAUUGGGAGGCUAUUGCUGAUGCUUUAGCUGCUGAUGAUGAAAAGCAUGAGAAACAGAAUCCUCCUGAGUCCUGUGAAGAGCAUGAGGAUAUCAAGCAAUUGGCUUGUCCGAGGGAUUUAAUCGGUGGAUCUGAUGUGGUUGCAAAGGCGGAUUGUCCGAGAACAAUGUCAAGGAAGCAGAAGAGUAACCAGGCGUGGAGGGCAGACGAUAAGCUCCGUCCUCAGGGUCUGCCUAAUUUGGAAAAGCAGCGUAGUUUUCCGGUCAUGAAUUUGCAUUUUAAUUCUGUGACAGUGCCAUCUUCGUGCCCUAUUUGCUACGAAGAUCUUGACUUGACAGAUUCAAAUUUCUUGCCAUGUCCUUGUGGAUUCCGGCUUUGCCUUUUCUGCCACAAGACGAUAUGCGAUGGAGAUGGGCGUUGUCCUGGUUGCAGAAAGCCAUAUGAAAGGAACACAAUCAAGGUUGAGGCUAGUGUUCAAGGUGGUGGUCUGACUAUUCGGCUUGCUCGUUCGUCUAGCAUGUUUUGCAGGUCAUGAAGAAAGGAUGUGGCUUUGCUCGGCCUGUGUCUGUUUGUUUUCUCUCUUCUUCUUUGUUUUCCUCGCAUGUUCUAUGUUUUUCACCUGUCUUUAAAACUCUUUAGAUAUGGGUAUAGGGAUUUGUCUUUUGGCAACUGAGAACUAUGUUAUAUGUUCUUCUAUGUCAAUGACUCUUCUUCGUCUGAAACAUGUGGUGGUGGUGGUGGUUAUGUAGAGUGGUGUGUGAGUACAUAAGGUGGUACACGAAUUUCAAAUACAUAAAAAGUUGCAAUAAGUCUCUUUCUCAUAGCCUGCGAGAACCUUGCUUAUCUAUAAUAUUCUAAAGGUAUCAUUUUAUA
Arabidopsis lyrata subsp. lyrata is the source of this 1481-nucleotide messenger RNA. RefSeq lists its product as uncharacterized. Gene Ontology annotation, cellular component: CCR4-NOT complex. The transcript is spliced from 3 exons. The record is from RefSeq and is a predicted model, not a curated record. NCBI's taxonomy places the organism in Eukaryota, Viridiplantae, Streptophyta, Magnoliopsida, Brassicales, Brassicaceae. Gene Ontology annotation, molecular function: ubiquitin-protein transferase activity. Gene Ontology annotation, biological process: protein ubiquitination. The coding region runs from base 172 to 1143 and encodes 323 amino acids.